UAAAGAUGUACUACCCACCACUACUCAGGAGUUUUAAGUGGUGAAUUUUAACAGUGUUAAAACAGAAUGAAGGUUUCUGAAAAAAGUAGAUGGCUAACACAUUAUAGUUCGGGCAUCAUUUGACUUAUAUAGUGUUGAUGUAUAAAGUUGAAGACUGUAUAUUAUUCAUCAAAAACAGUUGAAUCCAGAAUUAAGCCUCAAAUGUGACUAAUUUACUAUAGAACAAAGAGUACGUACAAUACCCUAUAUCGAUACAUUUUUCUUAGUAAAAGUAGAAUCAUUGAAAGAAAAAGGAAGUUUAAAAUGUUAAGAUGUUCAUAAAAUUAUUGUCCAUCCUGUGAUGGCCUGUGGUUUAUAAUAUAUAAGUAUUAUAUAAAAAGGAAGUAAAUUGAUGGUGGAAGUUUUCAUAGUUUUUCCUUAUCACAUCAGUAAGCCACUUUGGAUUCAUAAGAGACAAGUUCAGCCACCGCAUGUGAUAAUAAUAUAUUCAGUUUAUAAAACCUAAAAUGAAAUUUGGUAAAAGUAAAGCGGAUCUUCCUGGAUCAAGUGAUUCUGCUUUGUACGAAAACACAAAUAUUUUGCCAAUUAACACUUUUGCCGGAACACAGAUAACGAAUAUUGAAGAGGAAGAUUAUGAAACAAUAGAUGUAACAAUAAAACCAAAGGAAGUUCGGGAUUCACAUGAAAGAAAAAAGAAAAACGCGUCUACUGAUGCAAUAGAACCAAUAGAAGUUCCGGAUUCACAUGAAAGAAAAAAGAAAUGCGCGUCUAAUGAUACUCUAAAGCGACUGAAAUGUAGGUUUAAUGUAAUGAUAGUGCUGAUUACUUUUGUUAACAUCACUCUGGUAUCGUUGGUUAUAGUCCUCUUUGUGACAAAGAGUUCAGUCGAUAGUCAUUGGGCACAAUGGUCAAGCUGGACCUCGUGUGACGUAACAUGUGGUAAAGGAAAACAUCUACGGCUACGAACGUGUACAAAUCCAUUGGCUACGACAAAUGACUGUAUUGGAGAAAGCUUGCAGACUGGUGAAUGCACAAUUGGCAACUGUACAGUCGAUGGUCAGUGGGCAUAUUGGUCCAGAUGGACAUCAUGUGACGUCACAUGUGGCAAGGGAAGGAAAUUACGGACAAGAAGAUGUACAAAUCCAAUGCCCGAGAAUAAAGGAAAGGAUUGUAUUGGAGAAAGUUUACAGAGUAGUCAAUGUUCAGAAGUAAACUGUGCAGUAAAUGGUCAGUGGGCAUAUUGGUCCAGUUGGACUUCUUGUGACGUAACGUGUGGCAAGGGAAGGCGCUUAAGGACAAGAAGAUGUACAAAUCCAAUGCCCGAGAAUUACGGAAGGGAUUGUUUUGGAGAAAGUUUACAGAGUAGUCAAUGUUCAGAAGAAAAGUGUCAAGCCAUUAUGUCUGCAUUUUCUGUGACGAAACCUGAUUCCUUCAAAACGAUCGACGGAAAUAUCAAACUUAAUUUUUCAAGUACCAUUUACCAGUAUGGUAAUGAUUUUGAUAUUUCGACAGGAAUUUACACCUGUCACAUACCCGGCGUGUACCAUUUUUCUGUAACAUUGAUAAAGAAACGGGCAUCAUCAAGGGUUGAUCUUGUUUCUUGUACUCUUUACAAGAAUAGACAGAGUCUGAUUGUCAUAAAAGUUGAUCCAACCGACGAUGAUACAGACAAAGGCAAUGCUGCUAUCUCUCAGUCUAUCGUGAUAAAUCUUGAUGUUAGGGACAUUGUGUACCUUUCUAGAUGCAGCAAUGCAAGCACAAACAUGGAGGCUUGGUCUUCCUUUACUGGAGUUCUCCUAUAUGACAACAAUUAAAGCUGUUGUUAGUCCAGAAAAUAGUGAUCUUUACUAAAACUGUUUAGGAAAAUAACAAUAUGCUAAGCAUUUAGUGGCACUGUUAUAAAAAAAAUAAUGAAGUGAGUUUAUCCUGUAAUGAAACUAAAGCCACACGACAAAGUUAUAGAUAUAUUUGGUAAAUUAAGUUACUUAAAGUAAUACCUUUAUGCUUAGUAGCUCUUAUAGUAGACUUGACGAGGCUUAUUACAGUACUGGUUUUAACAAUUUUGUCUGAAGCUUUGUUUUGUUAAAUGCAACGUAAUCAGGAAGAGAGAGAGAACUUUUAACUAAUUAAAGAGUGUAUUGUUAACAAUUGAUGGGCUGAUGCUUAUUUCUCACUUAUUGUAUUUUUCAUUAUGUUAUUGAAGAACUUGUGUAUUUAUCAAAUAGAAAUAUUUAAGAACAAAACUUAGACUUCAAUCUCAGUUGUAACAAUAUCACAACCCAUAGUCAACGGACUUCUGAAUCUACACCUAUGCUCAAAUAUCGUAAGUUUUCUAUUUUAAUUUAUCCUUUACUUUUUCCUCUGAAGUAAAUAUCUUAUUGCUAUAUUUAAUUAUUAUAUCAUUCACAUAUGGCACCUGUUUUUUGUUACAUUGACGGCAUUGCUGUCAAUUCGAAUAAUCUCAGUGAUCG
Messenger RNA from Ruditapes philippinarum (Manila clam), 2471 nucleotides. Its product is annotated as semaphorin-5B-like. The transcript has 5 exons. Gene Ontology annotation, molecular function: protein binding. Lineage: Eukaryota; Metazoa; Mollusca; Bivalvia; Venerida; Veneridae. The coding region runs from base 507 to 1814 and encodes 435 amino acids. The record is from RefSeq and is a predicted model, not a curated record.